AGGUUAUGGCCGUUUACAGCUCAGAUUGAAGAACAAUGGCAGAAUAUAAGGUUGGGGAUCUGUCCAAGUUGUUUGGAACUCAACAGAAAUCUGAGGCUAAUAUUUUCUCCAAAGCUCCAACUACAAACAACAAAAAGAAUAAGGAGACUGAAGAUGCUGUAAAAAAGACAAAGAAAUCUCAAGGAGAAAAUGUUAAGAAGGCCAUGAGUUUUGAAAAGGUGAAGGAAAAGAAAACGGGAAAAGUGAAGAAAACGAAAACGGAAAAAGGGAAGAAAAUCGAAAAAGUGAAAACGCCCAAAAUUAAUAAAAAAAUGUUUGGGGCACAAUUACGAUUAAAGAAGAAGCAGAAAGAGGAGGGUGUUUCAGAUUCAACUGAUAUCCCGAAGCAAGUCAAGAAAAGGAAGACUACAGCUGAGAAAGAUGUCACUGAAUCUAAACCUAAGAAAAUAAAGAAACAGUCUAUGGAGGACUCUGUUAACAAACCAAAAAAGGGUAGAAAGAAGAAAAUAAUGGAGAAAGUAGCAAAAUCAGGCUCCGAUUUAGACAAUGAAAACGUUGGUGGUGAAAGAGACAUUGAUAAUGAUGUUGAUGAAUCUGAUGAAGGAUCAAUUGAUGGAGGAAAGGAAAACGAUGGAAACCAGACAGGGUUCUGUCCUGCUGGGAUUGUACACGAGUCCUUGGUUAAACACCGCAAGAAAAGGAAGCAAGAAAGUGUCUCCGGUUCAGAAGACGAGUCCUCAUCUCCGAGUAAGAAAUCAAAGACGGAGGAUGAGGAGAAGGAAAAACCAUCGCGUAAACGACGAGACAGGCUUGCUAAGCCGACAUUGGACAGAACAGUAUUUGUCGGAAAUCUGGCUCUUAAUACUUCUAAAAAGACUUUGGAGAAGGCAUUCAAAGACUGUGGUGAAAUAGAAUCCAUCCGCUACAGAUGUGUGCCUGUGAAUGACCCAUCCGUGCCUAAAAAGGUGAUUGCUAUUAAGAAAGAUUUCCACCCAGAGCGACACAACUGUGUUGGAUUUAUCUGCUUCAAGACCAACGAGGCUGCAGAGAAGGCUCUCGAAUUAAAUGGUCAUGAGCUGAAAGGUCUACAUAUUAGAGUGGACUGGGCUUCUAAAGACAAGGAGAAAGAUGUUAAAAAGUCUGUGUUUGUUGGGAAUCUACCAUUUGAUGUUGAAGAGGAGGCUGUUCGGAACCACUUUGAGGAUUGUGGGAAGAUCACCAAUGUGCGGCUGAUUAGGGACAAGAAGACGUGCAUCGGGAAGGGCUUUGGAUAUGUCACUUUUGAGGACAAAGAUGGAGUAGGGUUUGCAAUGAAGUUGUCAGGCCAGAAGUUGAAGGGGAGAGAACUGCGUGUGAUGGCGUGCUCCAGCAGUGCUGGGCACGAGAAGAAACACAAACAAGUGAAAAUAUCCUUUUGUUUUAGCAAGUUAUAUGUAUUUUGGUAUAAGAAUGUCUCACAAUCUCCUGGCUUAAAAGAAAAGAAGCAGAAGACUAAACAACAGUUGCCUAGCAACUCUUCUAAAACUGCAUUCAAAGGUGAAGAGUCAAAGAAGGAAAAGACAAAAAAGAAAGACAAGAAGUCAUACUCCAAGAAAAUAAAGGUUCCAUUCAAAACGAUCACUAAAGAUGAUGGGUUGAAAGCAGACAUUCAGGCUCUGAUAGAUUCAGAGACAAAGAAAGGGGGAGAAAGCACAAAGGAACCCAAAGUGGAUAAGAUAGACAAGACAAUGAAAAUAAAGGAAAAGAAAAUUAAGACGGUUGAUACAGGAGAAAAAAAUAAGGUGGAAAAUGGAAAAAAGGCAUUCACAAAGGCACAAAGUAGUUCCAAUGGCAAAGCAGAUUUGGAGAAGUUUGGAAAGAAAGUGAAUGCAAUUAAACCAGGUACGAGUGAUGGAAAAGCAGAUAAAUUCGAAAAGAAGCAGACAUUUGACAAAAAAGGUUUUGGUAAACAAGAGAACAGGAAGUUUGGGAACAAAAUGAAUAAGAGUUUUGGAGGUUUUGAUAAAAGGGGAGGUAAACCAUUUGAAAACAAGGGAAGUAAACCACCAUUUGAAAGCAGGGGUGGUAAACCAUUUGAGAACAGGAGUGGCAAACAAUUUCCAAACAGGGAACAAAAAUCUUUUGAUAGACCAGGAAACUCAUCUUUUUCUCGGAGCGGAAAUAAAUCGUUUGACAGUAAUCCUGGAAGGAAGCCCUUCAAUUCAACGCCAAGGCCCGGGUUUUCAAGCAAACCCCUGAGUGGACUUGUCCAGGGAAGUGGGAAACACAUUAAGUUCGACUAA
Molecule: messenger RNA, 2282 nt
Organism: Mya arenaria
Lineage: Eukaryota; Metazoa; Mollusca; Bivalvia; Myida; Myidae
Exons: 12
Coding region: 36-2282 (748 amino acids)
Molecular function (GO): mRNA binding
Source: RefSeq, a predicted model, not a curated record